GAGAGAUGGAUGCCCAGUCCAGGCUAUCGUAGCCCUGCUGUGUGCCCGGGCUAGGGAGUGCUGGCUGGUGCCUCUCUCCCUGCUUCUGGGGCAGCUGAGGACGGCCUCUCAGGCCCACGGGAUGGAGCCGGCAGAGGAGGCGCAGGCAGCCUCCGUGUGCAACCUGGUGGCUGUGUUCGAGACCAGCAGGACCCUAGGAGCAGUGCCCGGAGGCCAUGAGCUGGAGAACGUGCACCCCAGUCCUGACCACAGACCACAACCGUCCUCAGGACCAUGGGAGGUGCCCUGUGGUGGGGGGGCCCUGGGGUCUGGGCCCAGGACUGUCAGCGGGAGGUACCUGAGCUCUCUGAAGAAUAAGCUCUCUAGUGGGGCCUGGAGGAAGUCCCACCAGCCUGAUACCUGCCGGGAGCCUGGGAUGCAGGAGCCAGAAGAGAAGAGAGUUGUUCGGGAGCUGCUGGAGACUGAGCAAGCCUAUGUGGCACGUUUGCAUCUGCUGGACCAGGUGUUCUUCCAGGAGCUUCUGAGGGAGGCGGGCCGCAGCAAGGCCUUCCCUGAGGAUGUUGUCAGACUCAUCUUCUCCAAUAUCUCCUCCAUCUACCGCUUCCACGCGGACUUCUUCCUCCCAGAGCUGCAGCGGCGUCUGGAUGACUGGACAGCCACGCCCCGCAUCGGGGACGUGAUCCAGAAGCUGGCCCCGUUUCUGAAGAUGUACAGCGAGUACGUGAAAAACUUCCAGCGAGCCACGGAGCUGCUGGCCGCCUGGACCGACAAGUCCGCGCCCUUCCAGGAGGUGAUCGCGCGCAUCCAGCGCAGCGAGGCCUCGGGCAGCCUGACCCUGCAGCACCACAUGCUGGAGCCGGUGCAGCGGAUCCCGCGCUACGAGCUGCUGCUCAAGGAAUACGUCCAGAAGCUGCCCGCCCUGGCCCCAGACCGCGUUGAUGCGCAGAAAGCACUGGACACCAUCUUCUCGGCAGCUCAGCACUCCAACGCGGCCAUUGCUGAGAUGGAGCGGCUGCAGGGCUUGUGGGAGGUGUACCAGCGCCUGGGCCUGGAGGAUGACAUUGUGGACCCCUCCAACAACCUGCUCCGCGAGGGGCCUGUCCUCAAGAUCUCCUCCCGGCGCAGAGACCCCAUGGAGCGCUACCUUUUCUUGUUCAACAACAUGCUGCUCUACUGUGUGCCCAGGGUCCUCCAGGUGGGCGCCCACUUCCAGGUGCGGACCCGCAUAGACGUGGCUGGCAUGAAGGUGCGGGAGCUCACCGACUCGGAGUACCCGCACGCCUUCCUGGUGUCUGGGAGGCAGCGCACCCUGGAGCUGCAGGCGCGGUCCCGGGAAGAGAUGAUUUCCUGGAUGCAGGCCUGCCAGGCAGCCAUUGACCAAAUAGAAAAGAGAAAUGAAACCUUCAAGGCUGCGGUCCAGGGGCCCGAGGGAGACACACAGGAGCCUGAGCUACAGUCCGAGGAGCUGGGCCUCCGGGCACCUCAGUGGGUUCGCGACAAGAUGGUGACCAUGUGUAUGCGCUGCCAGGAGCCCUUCAACGCCCUGACCCGACGGCGCCACCACUGCCGGGCGUGUGGCUUUGUGGUAUGUGCCAGGUGCUCCGACUACCGUGCUGAGCUGAAGUAUGACGGCAACAGGCCCAAUCGAGUGUGCCUGGCCUGCUACGCGUCCCUCACCGGGAGCCUGCUCUCCGGCGACAAGAGGAGGGGCGUCCUGGAGAAAGGCGCCUCGGCGGGGCCUGACCAGAGCCUCAUGAGCAGCUUCCUGCAGCUCACUGGGGACAAGUGGGGCCGGUGCAGCCCCCGGGGCUGGUGUGUGAUCCCCCAGGACGACCCCCUCGUGCUCUAUGUCUAUGCAGCCCCUCAGGACAUGCGGGCUCACACCUCCAUCCCCUUGCUGGGCUACCAGGUGACUGUGGGGCCUCAGGGGGACCCCCGAGUCUUCCAGCUGCGACAGUCAGGCCAGCUUUACAGCUUCAAGGCAGAGUCUGAGGGGCUGCAGCGCCGCUGGGUCAGAGCCAUCGAGCGCGCCGCCAGCGGCCGGACCCCCGAGGGGCCCGGCGAAGGGGACCUCUCCGACUGA
Messenger RNA from Jaculus jaculus (lesser Egyptian jerboa), 2083 nucleotides. It is a transcript of the gene Fgd2, whose product is annotated as FYVE, RhoGEF and PH domain containing 2. The transcript is spliced from 16 exons. Gene Ontology annotation, cellular component: cytoplasm. Gene Ontology annotation, biological process: cytoskeleton organization; filopodium assembly. The record is from RefSeq and is a predicted model, not a curated record. Lineage: Eukaryota; Metazoa; Chordata; Mammalia; Rodentia; Dipodidae. Bases 122 to 2083 code for a protein of 653 amino acids. Gene Ontology annotation, molecular function: metal ion binding; guanyl-nucleotide exchange factor activity.